UCGAUGAAAUAUAUUUUUUUACAUUGAACAACAAAACCUGUGUCAACAACCUUAGGUUAAUAUAAUCAAGAUGCCAAACAAUCUUUUAUUUAACCAGACCCACACAAAAGACUUUAUUCCCCACAUAUAAGAUACAUUUUGAACACACCUGAAGCGAAAUGAAAUUACAAUCAAACGUGAUAAGGUAUCAAUGUUGCUGAUAAAAUUUCGCCGCUAGGCGUUCAGUCGGCUCUAGGCAAUAUAACACAAUGCGCGCUCUAAUAGUUCUCGCGUUUGUUAUAACCGAGGUCAAAAUAUACGCAUCAAUAUGUGAUUUGUGUGUGUGUAGAGACUACAGUGACAUUGAAUACUUGGGCCAAAGCGUGGAUUGCAGUUAUACUAAACCGGUGUUAUUUUCAGUCGAAGAUUCUUUACCUAACAUGGUAUAUAGCCUAGAUUUGUCAUCAAACAACUUGAGUGACGUUUCGAACUCGUAUUUAUAUCGAUCGAAGUAUAUGAAAGAAUUGAUUCUGAGUAAUAAUAAGAUAUCGCGAAUUGAAUCAAACGUUUUACAAUUACCGGAACUUAUACAAUUGGAUUUGAGUAAUAAUCAAUUGGAGUUUAUUGAUAAAGAUGUUUUUAAAGAGAUUAGAAAACUGGAGUAUUUAAAUAUAGCUAAUAAUAGAUUUACAACGUUUACUAAGUUAGCGUUUCAUCGUCUUAGUAAUUUAAAUCAGAUUAUCUUAGACAAUAAUAACAUAGGACCAAGUUUGAGAGAAACGAACCUAUUCGACAGAUCAGGGUUUGGUCUUACACAUAAAAUUAAAGAUAUUAGUAUAAGUGGAAUCAAUUUAAACACAGUUCCUGAUAACUUUUUUGUAGAAGCAUAUGAUUUGAAGAAACUGACGAUAUCUAACAACAAUCUAACAGAUAUCUUCGAGAUACCGUUCACACUCGAGUAUUUAGACUUGUCUGAUAAUCCUAUAGAAGAAAUAUCUAAUGAAGACUUCGAUAUGCCAGCGCUAAAGAUUUUGAAACUUAACAAUUUGGCUAUAACAGAAGUUCCUGAUUACGUGUUCACGAAUUUACAUGGAUUGGAAAAACUUGAGCUUGAAAGGAAUAGAAACCUGACUACAUUUAGUAUUCUGUCCUUUGGAAGGGAAGUGUUAGAAGACGCCGAUGAUUUUACUUUAGAAGAAUUAUCUCUAUCUGGGUCUAGGAUACCUAGAUUGGAUGAAAAACUGGCUGAACCGUUUGGGCAGCUAGUGAAGUUAGAUCUACAGGGGAAUCCUUGGAUAUGUGACUGCAAUAUUGUGUGGGUGAAGAAACUACAGAUACCAGAGAAGUAUUACGACCAUUUGAGAUGCCGCUCACCCCGCCCGCUAUACAACGCGCGCGUCUUCGAGCUGCCCGACUCCUACUUCGUGUGCGCGGCGGGCCGCCACGUGACCGCGCUCACCGUCGCCGCCGUCGGCUUCUGUGUGUUGCUGGCCUUCAUAGCUGUAUGGUUCUUCAUUGUGGUCCCCAAAUGGCACAGUCGGGGCACAGAGCUGGGGCAUUUACACCCUGCUGCGGGGUAUACGGUGCUGCCCAGCGUGAUUUCAACGCCACUAUAAGUUUUCUGUAUAUGAAUUUUCAGGAAAUAGCCAAUUAGCGUGAGUUGUGAAGAGGGAAGUAUAUGAUUUUUUAGUAUGUUAUUGACACAAUGAAAAACUAGGUUUAUAGGUAUUCCUGUUUUUCAAAAAUUUGCAAUACCUAGAAUACAUUAUGCUGAAGAAAUCGACAUCGAAAUCAAAGUGAUUUGUUAAGAAAAUUCCGGAAAUGGAAUUUCAUAGAAAAAAUACCGUUACUCCGUUAAAUUUAAAAAGCUAUUCUUCCCUCUUAAGAAAAGUUAAGCAGUCAGUUUUGUGACAAUAAUUAAUCAGUUAAUUUCAAUAAAAACUUGAUUUUGGUGUUCAUUUCAUAAACUAUAAGCGAUAAUUUUAUUACAAUGUUAAAAAAGGCACAGUUGGUUCCCAAAAAGAUUUCAUGCUUAAUUGUCCUCACAAAACUGAGUGAUUAACUUUACUUAACUACUCACGCUAGUGGGGUCGGUACUAUUUUCUGAAAACUCCCUUAUAGCUAUCUGGAUCUUUAUAGUCGUUCCUAAAUGGCAUAGUCGGGGCACGGAAUAUACGGUACGGUGUUACCAAGUGUGCAUUCUACACCACUGUAACUAAGCACCUAGAUUGCAAGAACCCUAUAUAACACUGAAGGUUUGCGCGUAGAACAAAAAUUUUAGACAAGAACGUAUAUUAUGACAUAAAAAUCUUAAUAAUGCCAUUUAACUCUUUUCCAGGCAUAAUAUUUAACGAGCACAUAUGCGCCAAUAAAAUUUCAACUUUAGUACUCCGAUUUAAGAUUCAAAUUAGAUUUCACUUUUGGGAAAUGUGACUUGUCGUCAAAUGAAUCAUCGAAGCUAAUUGGGAAAACCUUAUAGAUUGGUGUGGCCUGGAAAAGGGUUAAGUACUUAGUUAUCAUAUAUAUGUACCUAUAUUGGAGCGAGCGAGACGCACUGGCGAAUGAUAAUAAAAUGAAAUCAUUUGAAUAUCAUUUUUAUGUCAAAAUGCAAGAUAGAAGGGAGCAUUUGUUGCCGUCUCAUCAUUUUGGUUCAAGGGCGUCACCAGCCCCC
Cydia pomonella (codling moth) is the source of this 2650-nucleotide messenger RNA. Its product is annotated as leucine-rich repeat-containing protein 70-like. The record is from RefSeq and is a predicted model, not a curated record. Gene Ontology annotation, molecular function: protein binding. The transcript is spliced from 2 exons. The coding region runs from base 249 to 1595 and encodes 448 amino acids. Gene Ontology annotation, cellular component: extracellular matrix. Lineage: Eukaryota; Metazoa; Arthropoda; Insecta; Lepidoptera; Tortricidae.